AUGUCCAAAUACGACACCGAGCUCCAAGACUUCGGUAAUAUCUUCUCCCUUAAGGGAAAGGUGGUCGUUGUCACAGGCGGCUCUCGAGGUCUCGGUCUACAUGCAGCAUCUGGCUUCCUCCAGGCCGGUGCAUCUAAAGUCUACAUCACCUCCCGCAAAGCCUCCGCCUGCGAAUCCGCCGUCAAAGCCCUAAACGCUCUCCCCAACCUCUCCCCAGGCGCAAAGGCUAUCUCCGUACCCGCCGAUAUUGCAAAGUUCGAGGGCGUAGAGCAUCUGCUCAAGCAAGUGGCAGAGACGACCGAUCAUGUCGACAUCCUGUUUGCGAACGCGGGCGCGACAUGGGGUGAGGAAUUCGACAAACACUCCGACUCGGCUUUUGGCAAGGUGAUGGAUCUGAAUGUUAAGAGUGUCUUCAACACCAUUCGGGUCUUUACUCCGAUGUUGCAGAAGCAAGCAUCGAUUCUGGAUCCGUCGCGAGUCAUUGUCACAGCCUCCGUAGCUGGUAUCGCAAUUGGAUCCCUGGGAAAACAGGGUACUUACGGGUACUCCGCAUCGAAAGCAGCAGCCAUCCAUCUUUCCAAGAACUUGGCUGUAGAGCUGGGUCCCAGACACAUUCUCGUCAACGCCAUUGCGCCAGGCUUCUUCCCGAGUAAGAUGACGACCGGAAUUAUUGGAAUGUCCGGUGGUGAGGAGGCGAUUGCGGCUAAGAGCCCGAAUAGAAGGCUUGGGAAACCGGAGGAUAUUGCCGGCUUGGUCGUGUUCUUGAGCUCUAGGGCGGGUUCGCAUAUCAACGGAGCGGUCAUCACGGUUGAUGGAGGUGAGGUGUGGGCCAGAGGGGGGAUGUUCAAUAUGGUAAAGGAACAGGCCAAAUUGUGA
Drepanopeziza brunnea f. sp. 'multigermtubi' MB_m1 is the source of this 876-nucleotide messenger RNA. RefSeq lists its product as uncharacterized. The record is from RefSeq and is a predicted model, not a curated record. Lineage: Eukaryota; Fungi; Ascomycota; Leotiomycetes; Helotiales; Drepanopezizaceae. Gene Ontology annotation, molecular function: oxidoreductase activity.